Cylindrotheca closterium is the source of this 1383-nucleotide messenger RNA. NCBI's taxonomy places the organism in Eukaryota, Bacillariophyta, Bacillariophyceae, Bacillariales, Bacillariaceae. The record is from the annotation of a GenBank genome assembly.
AUGGCUGAAGAAAAGAAGACAUUCGACUGGCUUCCUGAAGGCAUGGAAGCCCUCGCAGACGGAGAAUACGACGCUAUCGUUCUUGGAACUGGCUUGAAAGAGUGCGUCAUUUCCGGUUUGCUUUCGGUCAAGGGAAAGCGCGUCUUGCAAUUGGACCGCAACGGUUACUACGGAGGAGACGGCGCGUCUCUGAACCUAACAAACCUCUUUGAAAAGUUCCAAGCCGGAGCUGCCCCAGACGAUCUCGGAGCCAACAGGGACUACAAUGUCGAUCUCAUUCCCAAAUUCAUCAUGGCGUGUGGAAACUUGACCAAGAUGCUUCUGCACACCAAGGUCACUCGCUAUCUGGACUUCAAAUCAAUCUCUGGUUCCUAUGUCUACAAGGGAGGCAAGAUCCUCAAGGUUCCUGCCACCCCCGAAGAGGCUCUUUCUUCUAGUCUCAUGGGACUCUUUGAAAAGAGACGCUUUCGCAAGUUUCUCAUUUUUGUGGACCAAUACAAACCUGAGAAUCCUGCCACUCACGAGGGUCGCGAUCUUACCAAAAUGACCAUGCGUGAACUAUACACGGACUUUGGGUUGCAGCCAGAUACCCAUCAAUUUAUCAGUCACGCCAUGUGUCUGCAAUUGGACGAAAAGCACAUGGACUUGCCAGCCCUAGCAACCAUUCAAGAAUUGCAAAUCUACAUGUACUCCUUGAGUCGGUAUGGAACUUCUCCUUACAUUUACCCCGUCUACGGUUUGGGAGGACUUCCAGAAGGUUUCUCUCGUAUUUGUGCCAUUCACGGAGGUACCUUUAUGCUCAAUCAAGACAUUGACGAAAUUGUCUUUGGCGAUGACGGCAAGGCGUGUGGUAUUAAGGCUGGAAAUCAAAUGGCCAAGGCUGGCAUGGUCAUUGGUGAUCCAUCCUAUUUCAAACAAGACAAGAUUCGUCCCACGGGAACUGUCGUUAGAUGCAUUUGCCUCUUGAAUCAUCCCAUUCCCGGCACCAACAAUGCCGAAUCCGUACAAGUCGUCAUUCCAGGACCUCAAGUCAACCGUGUCAAUGACGUAUUUGUCUGCUGUAUGGGACAUUCUCUGCAAACGACCGCCCCUGGUAUCUACGUGGCCAUUGUUUCGACUCUGUCCGAAAAGGGCAACCCCGACGAAGAUGUCGCUCCUGGUUUGCAAAUGCUCGGACCCAUUCUCAAGAGGUUUACUGCCGUCAGUACUACCUACGAACCAGUCUCGGAUGGUUCGGCCGAUGCCUGUUUCAUUUCCAAGUCCUUUGAUGGAACUUCGCACUUUGAAGGAGAUUGCGACGAUCUCUUGUCGCUUUAUACUCGUGUGACUGGAGAAAAGUUGGACAUGACUAUCAAUGCCGAUAGUGUCGAAGGUGAUUAUUAA